AUGUCAACUCUAUAUACCAUACAUAGAGUUCAAAAUAGUGAAAAAUGGUCAUGUAAAAAAUGUUUACAUUUCAGUCGACUUGUGAUUGGAUGUGGUGUUGCAAUAACAUUUGUGUUUGGUAUAUGUUCUGUACUUUUAGCAAGUAUAUUAAGUGGAAAAACUCGUAAAAAAUAUUUUUGGGGUUAUCGAAAAAAUUUAUGUGCAAGAGUUUUAAAUGGUUUCGUUUUAUUUGUAACAUUUCUUUUAACAAUAUCAUGGCUUAGUGUUGCUUGUUUAACAUUUAUUCCAUUGUAUGGUCUUUUGUAUAUCUAUUUUGUUGUAUGUAGUAAUCGUUAUGGUACUGCUGGAGGUAGUUUUGUAAACAUUUUAAAUGAAAUUAAUCAACAUGCCCAUCGAUUAGAUGAAAAACCAACUCAAUUUAAACUUGCAGAUAUUUGUCAUCCAUCAAUACGACUGGAAGAUCAAUCUGAAAAAGGCAUAUCUAUUAUUGACAUUGAACUCGAGCCUUCUUAUCGUGAUUAUUUCAGUUUAAGUAUUGUUACAACAGCAUCAUGUGUAUUAAUUAUAAUUAGUUUGAUCUUUUUAAUGAUCGCUCAAGGUGCAAAUCAUGCACAUAUAUAUAAUGAUAGAAGUCGAUAUGAAGUAGCACAAAAUGGAGAUCAAGAAAUUGAAGAAACAAAAAUGUGA
Messenger RNA from Rotaria sp. Silwood2, 687 nucleotides. NCBI's taxonomy places the organism in Eukaryota, Metazoa, Rotifera, Eurotatoria, Philodinida, Philodinidae. The record is from the annotation of a GenBank genome assembly.